Molecule: messenger RNA, 4449 nt
Organism: Paramacrobiotus metropolitanus
Lineage: Eukaryota; Metazoa; Tardigrada; Eutardigrada; Parachela; Macrobiotidae
Product: diacylglycerol kinase delta-like
Exons: 25
Coding region: 253-4053 (1266 amino acids)
Biological process (GO): intracellular signal transduction; diacylglycerol metabolic process; lipid phosphorylation
Molecular function (GO): protein binding; ATP-dependent diacylglycerol kinase activity
Source: RefSeq, a predicted model, not a curated record
ACAUACAACAUACGCAGCUGCAUGAAAUUUUGUUUCAUUAAGGGAAAAAAUAUGUUUCAUUCCGACGUCGGACGGCACUGUCACAACAGAUGAAUAUCAUUUCUGAUCACACACUACGCACGGAUGUGACCUAAUUGAAAUCAUCCAACUCUACAAAAUGUAGCCGGGGACCAGCUCUACUCUAAUUUAUUCUAGUCCGUUUUCUCUCAUCAUCCAUUUAAUUCGAUCCCUGUGCGCACUGUUACACCACACAUGGAGCAGCGCAAUGCUAAUCUGACGGUGAGCACGGAGAACGAGGAGAGCUCCAUCUCCGCGCCGCGCUGCUCAGAUUCCGACUCAUCGGACAGUGAGAAUGAGACGGAAUCCGGAGGGAAGAACUUCCAUCGGCGCGUGUCAACGAAUCGCACACUGAAGAAUUCGGUGGUUGUCAAAGAAGGCUGGCUCCUCAAGCAGACCACUCCGUUUCAGAGAUUACAUCGCCGGUAUUUCAAGCUGCAAGGGAAAAAACUCUAUUAUGCCAAAGAUCCAAAUUCUGCGAUAUUUGAAGAAAUUCCCCUGACGGAUAUCUCAUUAGCGGAACACGGCGAGAAGAAUGCCAAUAAUGUCUUUCAGUUAAUUUCUCCAUUCCAAAACCUCAUACUAUGUGCGGAGAAGCGGCGCGAUAUGGAAGAAUGGAUAACGGCACUGAAGGCCGUCUCCAGUCGGGAAUAUUAUGACGUGGCCGAACAAGUCAGCCUCUUCUCCGGCCAGCACAACUGGUACAUUUGUUCGCAUGCCCGGCCGACAUACUGCAACAUCUGCCGGGAAGUGUUGUCGGGUGUGGCCAGCCGGGGAUUGUCGUGUGAAGUUUGUAAAUUCAAGGCUCAUAAACGUUGCGCCGUGAAAGCCCCUAAUAACUGCAAGUGGACCACUUUGGCAUCCAUGGGCCAAGAAAACAUUAUCGAAGAUCCUGACGGGACCAUUCACAUGCGGCAUCAGUGGCUAGAGGGGAACUUGACCGUGAGCGCCAAGUGUAGUGUCUGCGAGCGGACAUGCGGGAGUGUGCUGCGGCUGCAGGAUUGGCGUUGCCAGUGGUGCAAAGCAAUGGUGCACACUCAGUGCCUGAAUGCGUUUCCGGAGCGUUGUGCUCUGCUGCCGGCCUGCCGGUUCUCCACGGUGCCUCCAACACUCUUCAAUCACUGCGAGAACGAUGUGGUGUGCGUGAGUGAUCCGCUGGGCUCGGCCGUCAGCUCGCGCCGCUAUUCACCGCAAGGCCUGUCGCCCCUCCUGGUCUUCGGCAAUUCCAAGAGCGGCGACAAUCAGGGCGUCAAGUUCCUGCGCCGCUUCAAGCAGACGCUCAAUCCGGCGCAGGUUUUUGAUCUCAUGCAGAGUGGCACCACGCUUGGGCUGCAACUGUUUAAGAAAUUCGACUCUUUCCGGGUGUUAGUAUGUGGCGGCGAUGGCAGUGUGGGCUGGGUCCUGCAGGAUUUGGAUGCACAUAAUUUAUUACGCAAGUGUCAGGUAGGCAUUUUGCCACUGGGUACCGGCAACGAUCUGGCCCGUGUUUUGGGCUGGGGCUCCACCUGCGACGCCGACACGCCGCUGGCCAGUCUCCUGGAGAAAUACGAAUGGGCCAGCUCCAAACUGCUGGAUCGGUGGAGCAUCAUGGAAUACUACGAUUCCCUGCCCCUCCCGGCCACACCGUCCCCUCCCGCUCCCCACCACCGCGUUCUCCUGCCCAACGCCGACCCCAUCGCGGCCUACGAGGACUCCGUGGCGUCGCAUCUCUCGCGCAUCAUCCUGUCGGAAGAGGAAUGCGAAGUGAUCCAAUCGGCGCGCGUUCUCUGUGAGACCAUCAAGGAUUUUGUGGCCAAAGUGGGCGCGGCGUUCGCUCAGGAUGAACGGGACCAUGAGAGCAUGAGCAGAAAGUGUCAAGUGUUGAAUGAGAAGUUGGAUCGGCUGCUGGAUACCCUGCACCAUGAGUCGGAGGCUACGGCGGCGGUACAAGUGGCGCCGGUAGCGGGUCUGCCGGUGCCGGCGGAUGCCACGCCGUCCCGGAGUGGAUCGGUGCAGCGAGCUCUGAAGACACCGCCGUCCGAUCGACGUCGUGCCUUCAUUCAGCAGGAUGUGAUCCUCUCACGUGCCAACAGCCUCAAGAAAGCCGUCCGCCAGAUUAUUGAGCACACGGAAAAAGCGGUGGAUGAACAGAAUGCUUUGCGUGUUCCGCGAGUUUUGGCGCGCGGACAGUCCCGGUCGGCUGAGAACGUCAUUCAGGCGAUGCCCGAGUCGGUGCCUGGUGGUGCGGAUGCAUCGGGAUCGCAGGACACGAUCUUUAAUUUUCCGCCGCAUCCGCCCGCUGCCAAUGAUUUUCUAAAAAAUUCUCCUUUGGAUCUCGCCUCGCCAUCAUCUGUUUUGCAUUCCGGUGGUCGUGCCAAAUCUGGCCGUCAUCCCUGGAUCACUUCGCCUCCACUGACUCAGCCCAUUCCUCAUGUGAAACGUGGUUUAAUGACGAAUGUGGCCACGGGCACUAGUCUCAUUACCCGGGUGCUUUUGGCCAAUGCCGAUGCCUUAUCGAAGAUCGGAUCUCCUACUCAAGCGCACAGCCGCGAGAAUAUCUCAUUGGAAGCGUUUAGUGAGCGCUGCGUGAUGAACAACUAUUUCGGCGUGGGUCUGGACGCUAAAAUCGCGCUGGAAUUUCAUCAGAAGCGCGAGGAACACCCGGAGAAAUGCCGUUCCCGCACCAAAAACAUGAUGUGGUACGGUGUACUGGGCGUGAAGGAGCUACAGAAACGCACGUACCACCAUCUGGAACGGAUUGUCCAGUUGGAAUGCGAUGGUCAGCCCAUUCCCCUGCCGAGUCUCCAAGGCAUCGUCGUGCUCAACAUACCUUCUUAUAUGGGUGGCGCUAAUUUCUGGGGCGGUGUGAAGGGCGACGAUCUGUUCCGUGCGCCGGCCUUCGACGACCGCAUGCUGGAGGUGGUGGCCGUGUUCGGGACGGUGCAGAUGGCCGUGUCGAAGGUGAUCCGCAUCCAGCACCACCGGAUCGCCCAGUGCCGCAGCGUCAAGAUCAUCAUCAAAGGCCUGGAAGGGAUCCCGGUGCAGGUCGACGGGGAGGCAUGGAUCCAGCCGCCGGGCUGCAUCCAUAUCGUCCACAAGAACAAGGCGCAGAUGCUGUGCCGGGAUCGGCAGUUUGAAAGUGCCUUUAAGAUCUGGCAGCAACAACAGUUGUCGUUGUGCCCGUUGUCAUCCAAGAACAACUGCGAUGUUAACUGUGGACCGGCGAUGUUGUCCGAACGAGAAUUACAGUUAAUUCAGGAUUUUGUCAGGGUGUGCGCACGACUUAUUCGCAGUGUGAAGCUGGCCGCCAUGGCAUGCCCGGAGAUCGAAGACGAUAUCGCUCACAGUGUCAUCAAAGCAUCAGAAUCAUUGGACCAUCUAACGCCCUACGGACGCCUGACAAACAUUGAGCCUGAUUCGGUGCCGAAUAUCAAGUUCGUGGCCAGUCGUUUAUUGAACUCCAUUCGGGAGCUGCGCGACGAAGCCAGUGAAUUGCUACGAGCCAAACCGACAACGCUGGUGUUGCCGGCCGAUACGGCGUUGGAGCUUCAGGCGGCCGUCAAUGAAGUGGACCAGUAUGUGCAGAUGAUCGUCGAUGCCGGGUUGGCGGUUGUCUGCGAUGAUCCGGACAGUUCUCGGGACAAUCUGGCCAGCACCAGCACCGGGUCCGCCGGCACCGUAGGCGAACUGGGCCGCACCUUCCGCAGCCGCUUCCUGGGCCGGUUCCAGUUCCGGCGCGGUGCACAGCGACCGCCCGAAGGGGAAUCGCAGUAUAAAUACCCUAGUCUAUCCGUGCGUGAGUGGACAAGUGAAGAUGUCGCCCUGUGGCUGCAUUCCCUGCAUCUGGGCGAAUAUAAGGAUGUGUUCAUCUCCCAUGAUAUCCGCGGAAAUGAACUCAUCCAUCUGGAACGACGGGAUCUCAAGGAUCUGGGUAUAACCAAAGUUGGCCAUUUGAAGCGCAUUCAACAGGCCAUUCGCGAUCUCAUCCUCAACGUUAGCGACAGUUCGGCGUUGUGAACACAGCUGCCCUGUGUUUCUUUCCCACAGAUGUUUAUUCCAUGGAACCGGUUGGAUAAUUAAUAUAAUGUCGUGUCUUUUGUCGGUCAUGCGCGAUCUUUUUUUUACUCUCCAGUGCGCGCGUUUUUUGGCGUUUUAACUCAGCGUUUCACCGGACAUUUUUUGUCGAUUUUUUGUGUCAAAAAAGGCAUCGGGUUCUUUUUUUUGCUCCUUUUGCAUACGAGAUUUUUAUCAGUAUGGAUGAUCACGUUUUUUGCCUUCUUUUGCGAAAUGGAUUCUUCUGUGUUUUAUAGAGAUAGAUUUUAUGCAGAUAACGUGAAUGUGGCAAGAUGUGUUUUUUGUAUUUGCCCAAAUCAUUGCGUUGAUCAAAACAUUAUUAAAGCGUGAUGCAAGUAA